Molecule: messenger RNA, 4176 nt
Organism: Acipenser ruthenus (sterlet)
Lineage: Eukaryota; Metazoa; Chordata; Actinopteri; Acipenseriformes; Acipenseridae
Product: guanylate cyclase soluble subunit beta-2-like
Exons: 16
Coding region: 1011-3374 (787 amino acids)
Biological process (GO): cGMP biosynthetic process; response to oxygen levels
Cellular component (GO): guanylate cyclase complex, soluble
Molecular function (GO): guanylate cyclase activity; heme binding
Source: RefSeq, a predicted model, not a curated record
AUAUGUUUUCUUUCUGAAAUCGAGGACCGUGAAGUUCUAUUUAAUGAAAACAUGGAAUAUACACGUUACUGUUCAUUUCAGUUAUAUUCUAAUGCUGUCGAUAUUUAGUCAGCAGUUUUUUUUCAAUUCGAUUUCUGAGUGAAGCCCGCGGAGCGCUGCUGUGGUCAAGAACAGCCAAUAGGAGUGCGAGUAACAAGGAUUGAAAAGCAUACAACGCACAUUAAAAGCUUGUCCCAAAAAGUGUGGUUAGAGGACAACAACCACAUUUGAAGGGGAGAUGUGGAACAGACCUUUGCAUGUUAAUUGAGUUCGUUUUGGGAAUCUCAUGUGAUUAAAAAAAAUAUGAUUGUAUGUUCAUAUUCACUUAGUAUGAUGAACUCUGGAGCAUUCUAUUAUCAGUUCGGUAACAAGGAGCUGAUGGAGUAAAAUUGUUUAAAAUAUAACAGCGUGAUGUAUGGUAUUGCAUACAGAUGAACUAUUCUGAAACAACAAGAGAGAAAUAGGGGUAUGUUUUGUUACAGCUAUAUACCAAGCCUUACGAUUUAGAGCGCUUCGCUAUCUUUGCCUAGGGGUCACGCAUCCUAAUCAUUUCAGCACCACAGUUUAAUGGACAGCGGACAGCGGUAGGCAACAUUCAUCCUGCCGUGCAGCCUGCACCCUACUGCAGAAGCAAGGGUAAAAAUUCUGGAAAUUAUUUUAAACCUGCUCUCGUAGCUGCAAAGGACACACAACGAUUUUUGGCGGGUUGUCGCAGUGGGAUUCUAAACCAUUUCUCCGGGCAUUAGAAUCUGAAAACAAUUCACUCUUUUAAUCGUGAGGUAAAAUGCGGUGAAUAUUCCUGUCUAUUGGUUCUGCUGUUCGCUAGGCCAGGCCUUGGUGUGCUCUGAUGGCUUGCUGAUGGAUUUUACACAUGGGCUGCUACUCGGGUGAAGAAAAUGCACUCAGUAGCUUACUCCAGUCUUUUUGUCUAGUGAGCUCGAUGGACCGAAAUCUCAGUCACUUCAGUGGAGAUGUAUGGGUUUAUUAACACAUGCUUAAAGUCCUUGAUAAUUGACAAGUUUGGAGAAGAAACAUGGGAAAAGCUAAGAAACCAGGCUGGAGUUCAAGAUACUUUCAUGACAUUUGAAGUGUAUAAAGAUGACAUCACAAUGCGAUUAGUGGAAGAAGCAUGCAAAAUUCUGGAGGUAUCACCAGACGUGGUUUUGAAACAGUUUGGGGAGUAUUUCUUUGAGUUCUGUAAACGGUCCGGCUAUGACCACAUGCUCAGAACUCUUGGUGGAAACCUUUUUGAGUUCAUUGAGAACCUGGAUGCAUUGCACAGCUACUUGUCACUCUCCUACCAGGAGAUGAACGCCCCUUCGUUCAGGGUAGAGAAGAAUGAUGAUGACACCAUGCAUUUACACUACUAUUCUGAUCGAAGGGGGCUGUGUCAUAUUGUUCCAGGCAUUAUUGGAGCAGUAGCCAAAGACUUUUUCAACAGCGAAAUCACAAUGGAAAUUGUUAGCCAAAUGGAGGAAGAAGAGAGGACAGGGAAAAAGGAGCAUGUUGUUUUUCUUGUCACUCAAAAGCUUGCCUUUUCACACCAACGACGAAGCAAAUUAUCUGCAACUCCUCAGUAUCUGGCAAACGUACGCAGGCAAAGUGAGAAACAGCUAAGCAAAGAGGAUGUGGAAAAGGCUAUGAACAAGAUCAGAAACAAAAACUGCCACCUGUCUGUGUGUCCAGUGAAAAAAAAACACUGGGACACCAUUCGGGGAAUUGUGAGGCUUGGCAAAGGCAAACUAUUGAGAGGAUUUGAACCAGUUUACCCCGAGACUCUGUGCAUAGAUUUAAAGACCUUUUGCAACGCUUUCCCUUUUCACAUUGUAUUCGAUGAAGAGCUCAGGGUGAAGCAAGCCGGAGUGAACAUCCAAAAGAUUGUCCCCGGACUGCAGACAGUGAGCAUUCGCCUUGACCAGUACUUCACUAUUAUUCACCCAGAGGUGACCUUCACAAUACCCAGCGCGAGGAAAUUUAUCAACAGCCAAUUUGUCUUGAGAACGAAAAGAAAUAUGAUGCCAGAAUCCUGGAAGAGUCGCCCAAUGUUGGAAUUAAGAGGUCAGAUGGUGUGGAUGGAGUCUUUGCAGUGCAUGCUGUACCUGGCCUCUCCCCUCCUGCGGAGUCUGCACGAGCUGGAGGAAAGACAGAUGCACAUCUCGGACAUUGCCCCUCACGACGUCACGCGAGACCUCAUACUGCUCAACCAGCAGAGACUGGCGGAGAUGGAGCUGUCCAACCAGCUGGAGAGGAAGAAGGAGGAGCUGAGGAUCCUGUCGAAGCACCUUGAGGAGGAGAAGAAGAAGACAGAAGCUCUUCUCUGCGCCAUGCUCCCCAAGCACGUCGCCAACCAGCUCAAGGAAGGAAAGAGAGUCGAGGCAGGUGAGUUUAAAGAGUGCACAGUUCUGUUCAGCGACGUUGUGACGUUUACCGACAUCUGCUCCGUGUGUGAACCUAUCCAGAUUGUCUUCAUGCUCAACUCCAUGUACCUCAAGUUUGACCGGCUCACCACUGUUCAUGAUGUCUACAAGGUGGAAACCAUUGGAGAUGCUUACAUGGUAGUUGGAGGAGUCCCUGUACCUGUAUUAAGCCAUGCAGAACGAGUUGCUAAUUUUGCCCUGGGCAUGAUCAUAGCAGCCAGAGAAGUAACAAACCCAGUCACAGGGAACCCCAUACAGAUCAGAGUGGGGUUGCACACUGGUCCAGUCCUGGCGGGAGUGGUGGGUGAGAAGAUGCCUCGUUAUUGUCUGUUUGGAGACACAGUGAACACGGCCUCACGAAUGGAAAGCCACGGUCUUCCAGACAAAAUCCAUCUCAGUCCAAGUGCCUAUUGGGCUCUUAAAGACAAAGGCUUUGAAUGUGUUGACCGUGGUGAAAUUGAAGUGAAAGGCAAGGGGAAAAUGCGCACUUACUUUCUGGCUGGGAAUCUAAACGCCACAGACGGCGAGAUCAUGGGGCGUCCUGUGAGGGAAUCUGACUCGGGGCGUGAGUCGGCCAAGUCUCUCCAUGAAUCCAGGAUGGACACGCUACAGAGACAGGGCCCUCGAGGUGUGAAAAGUCCCCAGUCCCAAGAUCGCCGCCCUACAGUUGCCAUGAAGUAUUCCGACAGCCCGACACAACCCCAUGCCAAGCCCCCCAGUAAAAGCCACCCAAGUAUUAAGGGUUUGACAGGCAAAACACGAGAUUCACAAAGCUACGGAAGCCUCCACAGUGACCAGCAGUCAGGAGACAACCCAUAUCGGCUUACACAGGUGUCAGUGGAAACAGCUGCCAGUGAGCCAUCCAGCAGCAGAACAAGAAACAGGCUCACCAAGUCAAAUUUCUGUGUGUUACUGUAGCACAUGUACGCAGAGCGAGUCCGAAGAAGGGCAGAGUUACUAUAAUCUGUUUUUCAAAUUCAAAGAAAUUGCAAUAGCUAUUUCCAACAUUUGCAGAGAUUAUAAUUAUAUAGCAUUAAAUCUGUAGGACAAAGGUUCAUGAAAAAGAAAUGACUCAGUGUAUCAGUGUAACUAACUGUGAACCUGUUUGUCAGUGAGAUUUAACUGCAUGAAAGUGUAAGUUGGGGAUGGGGGAUUAGUAGGAUUCGUAUGCUGAUUACAUCUGUACUGUACUGAGAGUAGAUAAGACAACAUUGUCAACAUUUCUGAAUUAUUUAUGAAACAUGACGCCAUGGGUUGCCAGUGGUUUCAAAUGUGUUCUGAACACCAUGUACAUGAAACAUGGAUAUAGAUGCUAGAAUGUAAUGUUAUCCUUUUAUUCCCAGUGUUAGCAUAUGUACAUUAUUAUACAUCAUAAAGACAUGUCUUGACAAAUACACACUCAUGUAGUGCCAAAUUGCUUUCCUAAAGUUACAGUGUGUAUAUAAAAUUGUAUAAAGAUUAUCACAUUUAAUAGUAGCUCAGCACAGAGCAUAGUGAUUGUAUGAUUAUUAUGUAUUAUAAUCAUUCUGUACUACAAUUACGUACAUUAUAACAAAAUAAUUCAAAUUAUUUAAAGUUUAUAGAAUAAAACCAUUUCUAUUCAGUGCUGUAUAUUGUUAUUGGUUACACAAAUACAAUCUGUUUUACUAUGUUUGACUGUUUCGCUAUUAAAGUGCGUCUCGUAUUUAUGAAAGAGAGAAAUUACUAUCUGUCUAUUUGU